Molecule: messenger RNA, 3241 nt
Organism: Heterocephalus glaber (naked mole-rat)
Lineage: Eukaryota; Metazoa; Chordata; Mammalia; Rodentia; Bathyergidae
Gene: Sh3rf2
Product: SH3 domain containing ring finger 2
Biological process (GO): negative regulation of apoptotic process; positive regulation of proteasomal ubiquitin-dependent protein catabolic process; protein ubiquitination
Cellular component (GO): nucleoplasm
Molecular function (GO): protein phosphatase 1 binding; ubiquitin protein ligase activity
Source: RefSeq, a predicted model, not a curated record
UUGCCACUGCCCCAGAGCUCCGCCCCGGGAGCGGUUGGUCCCCUCCCCGGCCAAGCCUGUGAGGUUUCCCGGGCCUGAGAGCCAGCCCCGGUCCACCACGCCUUGGAGGCUUGGACCACGCCUUGGAGGCCUUGGACUUCGGGUUGUGCUUUUCCGUCUCAAAGCCUCAGCCAAUCCUGUGGGAAGCUCUGGAACUGCAUGGUCCCCAUGAAAGCAAGGGGACUGGGUGGCCAAGUUCCCUGUGAUUGAUGACAGGUCUCAGUAAGCAGCACAGCUUUGAGGCAGGCAGGAAUUCUGACUCUCUCAAGAGACCAGCUCAGGCCCUGGGCUCAACUGCCCCUACAAUGUGGAACCCACUCCUCCAGGUCGGGACUGGAGCUUUAAAAUAAAAUGGAUGAUUUGACCUUACUUGAUCUUCUGGAGUGCCCUGUAUGCUUCGAAAAGCUUGAUGUCACAGCCAGAGUCCUCCCUUGCCAGCACACUUUCUGCAAACCAUGUCUUCAGAAGAUUUUCAAGGCCCACAAGGAGCUAAGGUGCCCUGAAUGCAGGACCCUGGUGUUUUGCAGCAUCGAGGCGCUGCCAGCCAACCUGCUGCUGGUGCGUCUCCUGGAGAGCAUGCGCUCUGGACAGAGGUCCUGGAGAGGGGGCUCCUUCCGUAGGCCAGGCAUGCUGACCUCGAAGAACAGCAGGAAGAGCAGGACCAGCCCCAGAAGUCUGCAGGCCAACCCUUUCCGGCUGGUGCCCAAUAUCAGAAUCCACAUGGAUGGGGUGCCUCGAGCAAAGGCCUUAUGCAACUACCGAGGUCAGAAUCCUGGUGACCUGAGGUUUAAUAAGGGAGAUGUCAUCCUGCUCCGGAGACAGCUGGACAAGAACUGGUACCUUGGAGAGAUCAAUGGAGUCAAUGGGAUCUUCCCGGCCAGCUCCGUGGAAGUCAUCAAGCAGCUGCCCCAGCCACCUCCACUCUGCAGGGCCCUCUACAACUUCGACCUACGAAACAAGGACAAGAAUGACAACCAGGAUUGCCUGACCUUCCUCAAGGAUGACAUCAUCACUGUGAUCAGCCGAGUGGAUGAGAACUGGGCAGAAGGCAAGUUAGGAGAUAAAGUGGGCAUCUUCCCUAUCUUAUUUGUAGAGCCAAACCUCACCGCAAGACACCUCCUAGAGAAGAACAAAGGGCAUCAGUCAUUCCGCACAAAAAGUCUGUCCCUGGUGUCCUCAUCCCCCAGAGGCGAGACAACUAACACGCCUACACUCUGCAGGGGUCCAGGGUCCAGGAGGAAGGGACCCGGGCAGUUCUCCAUUACAACAGCCUUGAACACUCUCAACCGGAUGGUCCACUCACCCUCUGGGCACCACAUGGUGGAGAUCAGUACCCCAGUACUCAUCAACUCCAGCAACCCCUCUGUGAUCACCCAGCCCAUGGAGAAGGCCGACUUACCCACCAGCUCUGCUGGACAGGUCAGCAUUUAUCACCCUGCACCUGCCUCUCCAGGACAUUCCAUGGCCAUGGUCAGUCUGCCCAGCUCCCAGCAACACCUGUCAGCUAACAUGUUUGUAGCCCUACACUCCUACUCAGCCCAUGGACCAAAUGAGCUGGACCUGCAGAAGGGAGAAGGCAUCAGGGUCCUGGGGAAGUACCAGGACGGCUGGCUCCGGGGCAUCUCCUUGGUCACUGGGCGAGUCGGCAUCUUCCCCAACAACUAUGUCAUCCCCAUUUUCAGAAAGGCCUCUAGUUUCCCAGAUUCCCAGAGCCCUGGUCUCUACACCACAUGGACAUUGUCCACCUCUUCUGCGUCAUCUCAAGGCAGCGUUUCAGAAGGUGAUCCCCGGCAAAGCCGUCCUUUCAAAUCUGUCUUUGUGCCCACGGCCAUAAUCAACCCUGUGAAGAGCACAGCCGGCUCGGGAGCUUUAGGACAAGGGUCCCUUCGGAAAGGGCGGAACAGCAUGAGAAAGAGUAAGUGGUGGCAGAGAGAUGGGUCUCUGCAGAGACCCGCCCAGUCCGGGAUCCCCACCCUCGUGAUGGGCUCCCUCAGACGCAGCCCCACCAUGACAGCGCGGCCUCAGCAGUUCCAAUUCUACCAGCCACAGGGGGUCUCCUCCUCCUCCUCCUCUGCAGUGGUGGAGAUGGGACCCAAGCCUCCUUCCACCGGGGAGCCUGCCCUCACCUUCGUCAACAGAGGGAGCGAAACCAGGAUCCACUCCGCAGCCAGUUCCCUCCUCAUGGAAAGCAAGGAAGUCCCCACCAAGAGCGAGCCGCCACCCAAACCGCCUGCAUCUGCCCCUCCAUCAAUCCUGGUGAAACCAGAAAACUCAAGGAAUGGCAUCGAGAAGCAAGUAAAAACCGUGAGAUUCCAGAAUUACAGCCCUCCUCCCACCAAACAUCACACCUCCCAUUCCUCCUCUGGAAAGCCUGAACAAUCAGCCACCCUCAAGGGGUCCCAGCCUGAAGCAGCCUCCUUGAGCCCAGAGAUGACCAUCCUGUUUGCCCACCGAAGCGGCUGCCAUUCGGGACAGCAGACAGACCUCCGAAGAAAGUCAGCUUUUGGCAAGGCCACAACCCCAGUGUCCACUGCCUCAGCCAUGAAGACCAUGUCUCCCAGCAAAUGAAUCUACAGGUGGCUUUUCCUAGAACACAAAGAGGUGAAUUGCAUUUAAAUACAGUGUGCUCCACUGAGACCAUCCUGCCAUUCUUUGGGGACUCCUUCUGUUUGUUUUUACCUCUAGGAAAAGGAAAGUGGAAGCAGGAAUUCCUGCCCUGGGUGUAGUGGCCUUCUGAACGUAAGGAAUCUAUUCAGCCAGGCCCACUAUUCAGACCAAGGAUUAGGAGAGCGUCAUGCCCACUUUGUCCUCCAGUAUGUAGUGUGGAUUCUCAUCUUCUAUGUUCCAUGUAGAAUUUCUGUGGUGUCCUAAAAGGGGCUUCAACCAGAAGUAUGCCAGAGGUGGAAUUGUUGGCAUUGCUUCUUUGACCUUAUCACCAUUUUCUCCUCUUACCCCAUUAGAACAGCUUCUGCCAUCUUCGGAGGCCUAUACAGUGGCCACUAAUAGCUCCUCCACAGAAUCAUAAUUCUGGUAUAAGACGGAUACUUUGAACAUUUUAAACUCACUAAAACUUCUGAGUUUGAACCAAACAAAAUGAGAAAGAUGACUAUGAAAUAUCAAGUUAUCAUACUUUAAGUUUCUCAAUCUGUUUCUGCACAUAUAAACCUACCCAAUAAAUAAGCAGGAAGCACAGAGCUGUGAA